AUGUCAGCCUCUUCUUCAUCAUCAGAAGUAAGCGUGAAGCUUCUGAUCGACACCAAAGCAAAGAAAGUCUUAUUUGCAGAGGCCAACAAACAGUUCGUGGAUUUCCUCUUCCACAUCCUUUCUCUUCCUAUUGGUACUGUGAUCAAGCUUCUCAACAAGACCUCGAUGGUGGGCUCACUCGGAAACCUCUAUGAAAGCAUCGAGAACCUGAGUGAUACAUAUAUGCAACCAAACCGAAGUAAAAAUUCCGUUUUGAACCCCAAAACCGUGAAAUAUGGGGCUCAUGUCCCACUUUUGCUAACACCCAAUGAUCACAAUAUUCCGAUGGCCCAGAAGUUUUACAGAUGUCAUAGUUGUUAUUCCAAUGUAACUGAUGAUCCUGAUGUUAUCUGUCCUCGGUGCCGACAUUAUCACAUGAGCACUCAGUUGACCUUUGUCAGUGGUGGUGGUAUGUUGAAUGGGACGGCGGAGGGUGGUGGUUUUGUGAAGGAGGUGGUGACUUACAUGGUUUCGGAUGAUCUGGUGGUGAAGCCAAUGUCCACCAUAUCCAGCCUUACUAUGUUGAAUAAGUUCAAUGUGAAGGAAAUUGGUUGUCUUGAGGAAAAGGUGAUUUCUUUGGAGAUGAAAGAGUCAUUUUCACUAUUUGAAAUCACUCAGUCGAGUGAUUCUAGGGUUCCAUCAAUGGUGGUUCAUAGCAAUGGAAUAGGAGGAGACAGUGUUUCAAGUAACCUUGAUUCUACCAUUCCAACUAUUAGAAUCAAGAGAGCAAAGAGGGGACUCAAAGAUAAAAUCAAUCUUCCAGAAAUCUCUAGUGAUUUUCUGAUCAAUUAUGGAAGAAAGCAACUAGAGAAAGAAGUAGAGAUGUUUCGAUCAUUACUCCAGAAACCGGUAAAUCAUUACUCUAGAAACCGCGAUGGAAAGGUAGCUUCGAUGUCAGGCGAAGGUUCAAGGUUCAUCGCUUAA
Lactuca saligna is the source of this 963-nucleotide messenger RNA. NCBI's taxonomy places the organism in Eukaryota, Viridiplantae, Streptophyta, Magnoliopsida, Asterales, Asteraceae. The record is from the annotation of a GenBank genome assembly.